CCAACAACAGGAAACCAGACUCGCUUCAGAGAACUGCUUGUUCUUCCUCUUCCAACACUCUCCCUAUCUGUGUGUGUGUGUGAUGUGUGUGCGCGUAUGUUUGUGUGUGUGUGUCUCCCCAUUGUCUUCUGCUUCUCCGUUCCCCAUCACACAGGACUUUUUGUAACAGCCCUGGGCACCAGCCCCAGAUUCCCAUCCUCCUCCCAACAAGCCGGGCGUCUGUCAUCUCACCCACUCCCGAGACAAGGUAGGGAGGUUUCAUUCCCGGCUCCCGCCUCUUCCAGGGCCGUUGUGGUUCCCGGUCGAAUUCCCAGCCGGUUUCAGCUCUGAUGAUGGGGGCGACGGCCUCAUCUUCACCUUCACCCCCGGUGGUGCCAGGAGACCUGGGCUGCUUCAUUCCAAUGAUCCUCCUCCACUUGGAAGCCACCCCUGGGCUAACUGGCUGCCGUUCAACCAUUUCUUCCGGAGGAGUCACCACCGCUCGGCAGCUGGCGUGGAAAGAGAGGAGGGUGUGGAAGUGGACAGCAAAGGAGGAUGCUUUCCACGCUUUCCACCUGGACCUCAGCUACGUUCGGAAGUUCCUCAAGCCUCUGCUGAUCGGGGAGCUCGCCCCAGGGGAGCCCAGCCAGUACCAAGACCAAAACCCUCAGCUGAUCGAAGAUUUCCGCACCCUGAGGAAGACGGUGGAGGACAUGAAGCUCUUCCAGGCAGAUUCCCGCUUCUUCUCCCUGCUCCUGGGUCACAUCCUCGCCAUGGAGGCUGUGGCGUGGCUGAUGGUCUACUUCUUCAGCGCCGGCUGGAUCCCCACCAUCCUUGCAGCUUUCAUUUUGGCCAUCUCCCAGGCCCAAUGCUGGUGCUUGCAACACGACCUGGGCCAUAUCUCCGUCUUCCAGAAGUCCAAGUGGAACUACCUCGCCCAGCAGUUUGUGAUGGGGCACCUGAAGGGUUUCUCAGCCCACUGGUGGAAUUUCCGACACUUCCAACACCACGCCAAACCCAACAUCUUCCACAAAGACCCAGAUGUGACCGUAGCCCCAGUUUUUCUCCUGGGAGAGUCGUCUGUUGAGUACGGCGAGAAGAAGCGGAGAUACUUGCCUUAUAAUCAUCAGCAUCAGUACUUCUUUCUGAUUGGGCCUCCGCUCCUCACGCUGGUUAAUUUCGAAGUGGAGAACUUGGCCUACAUGAUUGUGUGCCUGAGGUGGAUGGACUUGCUAUGGGCCAUCAGCUUUUAUGUCCGCUUCUUCACCUCCUAUAUCCCUUUCUAUGGAACCAUGGGGGCCCUGCUCCUCUUUGCCUCUGUCAGGGUGCUGGAGAGCCACUGGUUUGUAUGGAUCACUCAGAUGAACCACAUUCCUAAGGAAAUUGGCAGCGAGAAGCACAGAGACUGGGUCAGCAGUCAGCUGAUGGCCACCUGUAAUGUGGAGCAGUCCUUCUUCAUCAACUGGUUCAGUGGGCACCUCAACUUCCAGAUCGAGCACCACCUCUUUCCAACAAUGCCUCGCCACAAUUACCCGAAGGUGGCCCCGCUAGUGAAGUCUCUAUGCGCCAAGCACGGCCUGAACUAUGAGGUGAAACCCUUCCUGACGGCGAUGGUGGACAUCGUUGGGUCCCUGAAGAAGUCCGGAGAAGUCUGGCUGGACGCCUACCUCCACAAAUGAAGCCGCUCGGGUACAGGCCCAAGAGGGGGGCGAGGAGGAGUGCGGAUUCUCUUCUGGUUAUGAGUCUGAGGGGGUCUCCCAAGGAGGCUUCCCCGGGAGGGUGAGCAGCCUGGAGGCUGGGACCACCAAGAUCUCUCUGCCUGGUUUGCAUCCUCUCUCCCCAAGACCCCGCCAAGUCUGAGCAUCCUUUUCUCGCCAGCCUCUGGGCUCACUAGACUGGAUGAUGUCUGAAAGGGUUGGGGGUCAGUGGCCUGCAGAAAGAGGAGUUGGUCCUCCCCUUCCUCCCCUCCUUUUUUCCCUUCCACCCACUCUGUCUCCCUCAUUUCCUCCCCUCGCCCACCACCCCAUCACGGCGCCUCUCCCCUCACCCCAAUGCACCUGCAGAAGUCUUGUCUGCCUGCACUUUCUCCCUGGGGCUCAGAGGAGCCAGCUUUAUAAGGAAAACCAGAUUGUGCCUGCGACCUUCCCCUGGAGGAUGGCCUGCUGGAUUCUGCCCAUCAGCCACGGGCGCUUGGAGAUGGACAGGAAUUUGCUCUUGUAACACUUCUCUGCAGACCCUCAUUGGAGGAGGAGGAGGAGGAAGACAAGGAGGAGGAAGAUUAGUAUUUUUCCAAUAUGUUCUCCUCAUCCCGCGAACUUUCUGUAUUUAUGAAUGUAAUUAUGAAUGUUUCUGCAGAAACGGAUAUUCAUGUGAUUUCUCACUGUAGGUCUCCCCACCGGCUUCACCUGGCCACUGUCACAUAGAGAGCCUCGGUUGGCACAAAAACCAGACGUUCCCAGGUGACGUCUCAGCUGUCCUUUUAAAUUUGAACUUGUUUCUCUUGGGCCCAGUCAGUGGGGCAGGGGCGUGUUUAAUUCUGAGUUCUGUUCUAUGCCGACACUCGAUUCGCCUUCGCUCUAGUUCCCGAUCCAUCCUAAUAAACUGGAAUUAGAUCCUC
Molecule: messenger RNA, 2596 nt
Organism: Tachyglossus aculeatus (Australian echidna)
Lineage: Eukaryota; Metazoa; Chordata; Mammalia; Monotremata; Tachyglossidae
Product: fatty acid desaturase 3-like
Exons: 12
Coding region: 330-1658 (442 amino acids)
Biological process (GO): lipid metabolic process
Cellular component (GO): membrane
Molecular function (GO): oxidoreductase activity, acting on paired donors, with oxidation of a pair of donors resulting in the reduction of molecular oxygen to two molecules of water
Source: RefSeq, a predicted model, not a curated record